GUUUGACAGGCAGAGGAAGUCGGCCAAUCCAGCGAGAGCGGGAAGACGCCCGAGAGCCAAUGAGAUAACGGACCGGUGGAGUGGGUGGAACGACGAUCGGUGAGGGGAAGCUGAGGGGGAAAGCCGUGGAAUGGCGGACGGUUGGGACGGUUCGCUUCGGUGGUGAAGAGCUGAGUGGGAAGCGCGUCGGAGGAGGCGGCCGUAGGCGGAGCCCUGUUUGAAGCUGAUCCACCAUGCCAUUAGUAACAAGAAAUAUCGAGCCAAGGCACCUGUGCCGCCAGACAUUGCCCAGUGUUCGGAAUGAGCUGGAAUGUGCGACCAACAUCACCCUGGCAAAUGUCAUUCGACAGCUGGGCAGCUUGAGUAAAUUUGCAGAGGACAUAUUUGGAGAGCUGUUUACACAAGCAACCACAUUUACCUUUCGAGUCACCUCUUUAGUUGAGAGAGUUGAUCGCCUUCAGGUGAAAGUUACUCAGUUGGAUCCCAAGGAGGAAGAAGUGUCCUUACAAGGUAUUAACACCAGGAAAGCCUUCAAGAGUUCCACAGCUCAGGACCAAAAGCUCUUUGAGAGAGAAUCUGCCCCUCUGCCUGUCCUUGAAACAUACAGCACUUGCAAUAAACCACCACCUCUUAACAUUCUGUCCUCAUACAGGGAUGAUGGCAAAGAAGCACUUAAAUUCUACACAGAUCCAUCGUAUUUCUUUGAUCUUUGGAAGGAGAAAAUGCUGCAGGAUACCAAGGAUAUUAUGAAAGAGAGACGGAAGCAUAGGAAAGAAAAGAAGGAUAAUCCUAACAGAGGAAAUGUCAAUCCUCGGAAGAUAAAAAGCCGAAAAGAAGAAUGGGAAAAAAUGAAAAUGGGUCAAGAGUUUGUCGAUACAAGGGAAAAACAUGGACCGGGAGGGUACCCUCCUAACAUGGUGUAUCAGAAUGGUAGCAUUGGCUCCAAUGAGAGUGUUGAUGCUACCUACUAUCCACCUCCUCCACAGCCAGAAUCCGUUUCACCGUCACCUCCUCCAUUGUCAGAUGAUAGUCUUCCGCCGCCACCAGCAGAAUUUAGCUAUCCACCUAGCCAGAGUGUUUCUGGAGGGCUGAAGAAAUCCAUCCUCGUCAGCCCCAGCCAUCCUCCACCAGAUCCUCCUACUAGCUCACUCCCGGGAACCAGACCUGGUUUUGCUCCACCUCCUGCUCCACCACCUCCACCACCGAUGGAUGGAGUUCCUCCGCCCCCUCCACUUGUCGGCUUUCAAGCUGCUGGCAUUCCUCCUCCACCAUCUCCACCCUCCUUCCCACCUCACCCUGAUUUUGCUGCCCCUCCACCCCCUCCACCUCCAGCAGCAGAAUAUGCCAUUGUGCCAUCUCCCCUCCUACCACAGCCCAUAAGUGGGGUGCCACCCCCUCCCCCUCCCCCUCCUCCUCCUGGCCCACCUCCUUCAUCUUUUGGUGGCAUGGGUAUUCCAGAGGCUUCUAUUCAACAACCCGAUUUGGUGCCUUCCAAGCCAAAAUCCUCAUUGCCUGCUGUUAGUGAAGCUAGGAGUGACUUGCUUUCUGCUAUUCGUCAAGGAUUCCAGCUCCGUAAAGUUGAAGAAGAACGUGAACAAGAGAAGCGAGACGUUGUGGGCAAUGAUGUGGCAACCAUCCUCUCGCGCCGCAUUGCGGUAGAAUACAGCGAUUCAGAAGAUGAUUCCUCGGAGUUUGAUGAAGACGAGUGGUCUGAUUAAGCCCCGGCACGUCCCCAAAAUGGGGACGGAGGCAGAUAAGAUGGAGAGAAAAUGGCCGUUGCUUCCCAGAAUGCCAAACUUUUUUAUUUUUGCUUUCCUCUUUUCAUCCAAUAACCAAAGAUUGAUCUUCCAGGCUUCCAAAUAACUGAUUUCCCUCCCAGUUGAUGGGACUUGUACAUCCUUCCAAGAAAGAAGGAAAAUGAACCCUAGAUUUCCAGAUUCUCAGGUUACUAUGAAAUAUAUGUAUAUUGUUAAAGAUUUUCUUUGGUUUAGGACUAAAUUUGCAGCUCCUGGUACAACCAGGAAGUGUUGCUUAAGAUGACAGGCAACCAACUUGCAAGUAAUACUAAUUUCCUUUGCAACAGUUAUGUGAGGCACUGGAAACACUGUAGUAAGCUGGUGAUUCACCUUCUUUGUCCCUCAGAUAGGGUAUAAUUUUAAAUUUCUACUCCCACCAGCCCUAACAAUAGUUUCUUUAUGCUAAAUUUGGAAUGUAUUAAUUUAGGUUGGAGUUUUAAAAACUGUACCGUGUACACAACAGGAUCUUCUAAACAAUUUUAUCUCCCCCCCCCCCCUUCCCAAGCCUGUUAAACCAUAGAAUGAGCCAGGGAACAGGGAUCCUGUCUGCUUGACUGAUAGUACCACUUAAGUUUUUAUAAUGAAGGUGGGAUUUAGUAUAUGCAAAAUUAGGAAGAAUUUCCCUCCGUGUGCCUUGAAGACAAGAGCUUUAAGCACUGGAUGUGGUCUUGCUUUGCGAUCAAAAGAUUUGCAGAUUCUCAGUUCCGUAGAAGGUCCUUCAUGAAUCAACUUAGCUGUAAGUGCUUAUUUUUUUUAAAAAAACCACAUUAUGCUAAAAGCAUAAUGAGAUGUGAUGAAAUUAAGCCAAUUACCCUUCUCUAGACACCACAUGGGAGUUUUCAUGGGCCAACUUGGCCAUAUGAAACAUAUGCCCAGUUUUCCUUAUUAUUUUGCUUUAAUCCUUCAAUAAUUACCACGGAGUCAUUUCAGCAUUGUUGGAACCUAUAGAGCAGUGAUGGCUAACCUUUUCUGGACCAAGUGCCCAAAGCGUGCGCCCGUGGCCAAACCCCCAAAAUGCAAUGCGGGCGCGGUGCCCCUGCAUGUGCCCCCCUGUGCAUGCGCACCCCCCUGCAUGUGCCCCCCCAACACGUGAGCGCGGCCCCCCGCAUACACCCCGCGCAUGUGCAGCAGAGACCCGGUGUCCAGCUGGCCAGCGGGAGGCACACGCACAUUCGCGGCAGAGCUGAACUGAGGCAACGGCUUGCGUGCUCACAGAAAGGGUGCUGUGUGCCACCUGUGGCACGUACGCCAUAGGUUCACCAUCACAGCUAUAGAGCCUCAACUUCAGUUACAAAAGUGGUUUACUGACAAAUUGAGGUUCUGCCCUACCAGCAUUAAAUAUACAUACUUCUUUCUAGCAAACUUUUUUUUUUUUCCAAAUAGCUUUUUGGGGGAUUUUCUUAGCCAAGAACUAAUAUACAGAAUGUCAAAGGGCAGGCCCCUAACUUUAUCCAGGCAUCCCACUUACUGGAAUGAUGCUAUCACUCUAAUCAGAGUGAUGGUUUGAAUAGGGAACUUGCCUACCUAUUUAUUGGUUUGAAAAUCUUUUGCCUUGCCAUAUACCCUGUGGUCUUUUUCUCACUAGGAUAUGCCUUGUAACAGCUUCUAUACCCCAAAGAGUGUUGUUUUCUUGCUUUUAUCCUUACAGACCUUUACUCCAUGUCCCUGUUUCAGUUUCAAACUUCUGGUCCCCUAGCUAUAUAACAGAGCUUUUCUUUAGCCAAAGGAAGGACCCAAUUUUCACAAGUACAGUAGGCAGAAAGCCUAAAGUAUUCUGAAGAAAUUCCUUCAGUUUGGUGGUUUCCUUUGUGGCACUGAACAGCUUUGAGCAUCCAAUUUGAGUGCGUAAAAGAUAGGCUGAUGGGUAGUUUGCUCAUGAAUUAUAAAACCUUUCAAAACACACUAUCGAUUUCAAGAAUGACCCUAAGGCUCAUUAGUAACCCAGAAUUAAUAUUCAAGUACUAAGAGCAGCGGCCAGCUUAGAAUGAAAUGACAGAACUUAGCCUGCUUUUUAAUUUGCCUGGUGUUUCAUACACGGCAAAACCUUUAACUUUGUGUGACUGUACGUACUAAAUCCCUAUGAAUGGCUUCCUCCUAACACAGUGUUUCUCAACCUUGGGAACUUUAAAAUGUGUGGACUUCAACUCCCAGAAUUUCCCAGCCAGCAUGGUUGGCUGGGGAAUUCUGGGAAUUGAAGUCCACACAUCUUAAAGUUCCCAAGGUUGAGAAAUACUUCCUAACAGAAGCCAGAGGAACAUAAAAAGGCUUUCAAGUGUGCAUUCAGAAUGAGAAUGGUUACCCAGACCCGGUGCCAAGAAAAUUAUAUGGCUGUGCCAAUGAAAUUAUAGAGAGCCUCUGUAGUUAGUAUAACUCUUUUUCCUAGCUAUCCCCAUAAAUGAUUUUUUUUCCAGAUUGACUAUCAAUUUAUAAUCAAUGUACUGCAUAAGGAUAAUGGGCAUUCUUAACAUAACAUUUAAACAGGUUUGACCUAAGGUUGACUUCUAAAAGUUUGAAAGUGGUGCUAAUUCUUUCAAUGUUCCUUGAGAGGUGCGUGUCCUGUACAGAGAGAGCGAUUUAUCUUGUCAGCUUUUCACAACCUGAUGCCUCUCGCUUACAGCUUUUAAAUUGCUUGUCUUGUGUUGACUGACACCUGAAAACACAGGAGUUGUACUCCAACAUAUCCACACAUUCUGAAGUUAGGGUUGAGUUCAGAUGCUGGUUAGUUAAAAAUUUGACUCCUCUCAGUUUAAAUCCCUCUUACUGCUUUUUUGCACUUUUAAGAGGUGAGACCCCCUGCUGGAGAAGAAUUAAGUUGUUACAUUGAACAUCAGUUCAAUAGAAUUGCCCUGAAAAAAAACAGAAAACCAGUCUUAACCCCUCACCUAGCCAAAUGGGCCACAGUUAUCAGCCAGGCCAGGGGUCUCCAACCUUGGCCACUUUAAGACUUGUGGACUUCAAUUUCCAGAAUGGCUGGCGGGGGAAUUCUGGGAGUUGAAGUCCGCAAGUCUUAAAGUGGCCAAGGUUGGAGACCCCUGAGCCAGGUCAUGGAAUCCUUAGGUGCUGGAUGGCGACUGCCUCUCCUACUGCUCCAGUUCAUCUUCCUGAACUAAAACGAAUGAAAUCGUCUUUGAGACAUUCAUGCUUGGUGUGAAGCAUCAAAGUAGAUUUGAUCCGUCUCCAAAAGAUGGCUUUAGUCUCGCUAUUCUGAUUUUAGAAUAGUUAAUCGAACUUAAUUGAAGACGUUAGAUAAUUGAACUUAAUUGAAGAUGCUGUACAGAUUUCAUUCUCUUGAGUUAGUUGGAAUACUUGAGCUUUUCUUAAAGCAUCUAAACAGCAGGAACAGCUGCUUGGUUCAAUAGAAGAAUAGGGUGGAGAAGAAAUUCCACUAGAACAAUAGUGCUACUGCUUGAUUUCUACCCACUAUUUACUUUCCUUUUUUUUUUUUCCUUUUGCAUCGCAUCUUCUGAGUAAACUAGUUUUUCAAAUUGCUUUCUUUAAAAAUAUAUAUAUAUAUUUUAAGUUCUAGAUUGUACCACCGGAUCCAAAACCUUUUUCUACAAUGCUGGGUCCAAAACGUUUCCUACAGCCUUUGAAGAUUGACUUCUUUCCUUCUCCACCAUAGUUGACCACAUUAUGAGGAAGGACCCUUCAAAAUCUCAAGAAGUCGCAAAGCUUUGUCACGCAGGCAAUCGGGCAGAGAGAGGCUUAAAAUAGGCCUCUUGGAUCACACAGUUGGGCAGAAGGGUGCUGUGUCCUUUUACCAGGCUGCUCAUGCUACAGAAACUCUGGGGCCUCCUCUGCUUGAUUUCCUUUAUAUGUCCUUUUUUUUAAACAGAGUUUUGAAGUGGGGAGGGAGAGUGUGCCUUUUUCUUUCCGUAUUGCACCUUUUAACAUGAUUCAUUUUAAUUGAUUUUUAAAACUAACAAUGUUUUAUUAUGUAGAAUAAGUUGACUUCUAUAAGUGCCUUAUUUCAUAAAAUAUAUUUAUGUAAGAGUAAUUAUUUCAAAUGUAUCAUAGGUCAUACCUGAACAAAAAUAUGGAAUGUUUGAAGAAGGUGUUCUUUUAACAAAAGUUCUCUAAAUGGUCAGUUUGUAAAAAAAAAAGAGAGAGAGAGAGAGAUCAAUAGAUAUACCUUAAUUAACUGCCGGAGGAAAUGGUUAUGAACGCAGUUGUUGGUUUUAUCAGUAGAGACCAAGAGCGUUUACAUGUUCCAGAAUAUCAGGCAACAGCCAGCAGUAUGAUUUUUCUAGGUGUUUUGUCAGUGUCUCCGUACACACUUGGUGAAAAUGAGCGAACAUUCCAUGAUAUGCUGAAAGUCUGCUUUGCCGUAAACUCAGCCGUUGUGUGAAUUGGCUUUUGGGUUGAAUUCAAAAGUCAUUAAACCUAAAGCAAUGUAGUGAUAUCAACCAUGUCCAUGCUAGAGGACAGUGGUCAUCAGGGUGGUACAGCCUGAUGAUCAGUACCAAAUUCUGUCUGGCAGGUCUUGGGUGAAUUGGGAGAAGCACAAUGGAGAUUGGAAUUGUUCUUUCUCUUCCGCACUCUCAUGCAGAGUUUGGCUCUCCGUGUUCAUUUUACUGUCCCUAGUUGCUGUUUUUAAUCCAAAUCUUUUAAAGCUACUUUUAUAAUCUCUCUAGUGUUGUCUACCUUUCCUCGGGGGGACUCCUUGUAAUGUAUAUGUGAUUAAAACAAAACUUUUUAUCAUAUAAACCUUAAAGAAAUGAGAAAUCCUUUCUAGCCAUUGUGUUAUGUUUAGGGUUGGAUGAAUCGGUCUCUUUCUCCAGCGCUUGGUUAUAAUCUCUUACUGCCAUUCACACAAAAUCAUUUUUUCUUGCCUACAUUUCCUGGUGUGUGUACAACUUACAAGUCUGAAUGCAUAUGUGUUUUUUGUACUCCCUCACCCUACUCAUUGUUAACACAGGUGAGAAUUUCACUGGAAAAAUCCAGUGCAGGGUGAUAGUUCCAGUGAAAAAUGUCCUCUUCUUUAGUAUCGCCUUGCAAAACGUGGUCCUGCUGCUAUUCCUAAUGUUCAUCUCCUUUUAAAGUCACUUUUUACCUGCUGGCCUAAAGAUCAGAAGUUACAAUAAUGGUACAGAGGAAUAUUUGUAGUAUUUGGCAGCUGUUUUGAUAUCCUUACAUUCCACUUCGGAUGUGUGUGGCUUAAUGGUUCUGCAUACCUCAGUCCACAAACCUGGUUUAAGAAAAGAUUUGGAAACAUUGAUAAGCUUUCCGGAUAGUCCAUUUGUAUGGCAGAGAUCCUUGAUUUUAGAAAAUCACAAAGGCAAGUGGAAGUGUGCAGGAUAAAUAGGGAUCUGGGCCUUUAGUGGGAUUAAAAAAAAGUUUUCCUUGAGAGGAUAUAAUGCUAAAUAUUCAUUUUGUUCUAAAUAUAUUGAAAGGAAUUACCCAAUAGCUUCCAGUUUUUCUCUCCUGACCCCACAGUUCAUCACAUUUUCACAACUUAACUGCAAAAAAUUUUGGGGACUCUACUAUAUGUGAAUCUGAUAGGAAUAGUUCAAAUAUUCUUGCACAUUGUCACAGGGAUAAAUCUAGAGCCUCGUUGAUUUCUUUUUCUGCCAGAAGAAAACAAAUACAUUUUUAGGUGAGUGAAGUUCAUUAGACCUGGAGAUAAAUGCAGCUUAAGAUGUAGGAACCCUAGAAGACUUCUUGAUGCCACAAAUAGAAGCUGAGCAUAUCCGGGAAAUUAUAACUUCAAGUACAAAGGUUUUCUGCCUCAGCCGCACAAGUAGCCCUCGUUUUAUAACCAUGACUGAGUCUGGCAAUUAAGGUGGUAAGUCGCGACAGUUGUAAAGUGGGUCAUUAUGUGAUCAACUCGAUUUUGUGACCUUUUCUGGUGGUUAAAGUGUCCUGCUUAAGCAAGUGUUGCAAUUCAGCGAAUGCCAUGAUAAUUAAUCUUUCUCUAUGGGCCACUUUCUGGCAAAACAUAAGUCACAAUCACAUAAUGCUGAAAAUGGCCAUAAUUGUGAGACAGUUGCUGAGUGCCCAAGGGAAGUGACAUGACUAUGUGGGAAUGGCCAUGGGAACUUUAGAACCAGCUGAUAAGUAACUUUGGAGGGUCUGUCAUAACUUCGAACGGUCAUUAAGCAACCGGUCUUAAGUUGAGUACUACCUGCAUUGGAAUUGUUUUCUGCAUGUUUGUUUCCAUUUAGAUUGAGAUUCUUCUUGUCCUUUCCCAAUGUUUUGUUCAAAAUCUUUCAAUCUGGUAUAAGCAUAAUGAGUGUGCAAUCCAAUCCAAUCCAAUCAUUCCCUUUUUCUAUUUUAUUUUUAUAUGAGUGUGAUAAGGACAUAAAACCUGAUUGAAAUGAAGCUAUGGCACAUCUAGCCUAAUAUUUGAUGUCUUGGCAUGAUCAGUCUUCUACGUCACCAUCAAAAACCUUUGUCACAUGAAGUAAUAAAUGAUGCAAUUCUAA
This is a messenger RNA of Pantherophis guttatus, 8221 nucleotides long. It is a transcript of the gene WASF2, whose product is annotated as WASP family member 2. Gene Ontology annotation, biological process: positive regulation of Arp2/3 complex-mediated actin nucleation; actin cytoskeleton organization. Gene Ontology annotation, molecular function: actin binding; Arp2/3 complex binding; protein kinase A regulatory subunit binding. NCBI's taxonomy places the organism in Eukaryota, Metazoa, Chordata, Lepidosauria, Squamata, Colubridae. The record is from RefSeq and is a predicted model, not a curated record. Gene Ontology annotation, cellular component: SCAR complex; cytoskeleton.